UAUUUUAUUUUAUAUAUUGUAUAUAGGCCUAUUCAUUUUGUAUAGUGAAAAAAUGCAUUGAAACAACUUGAUCCAACACCAACAUUUUCUGUGGAAAAUGGACAUCUUUGACCUGAGGCUUUCUCUUGAGAGACAUAACACAGGCACAGGUGAAAUGUAUGGAUAUUUGCCUGAUAAAGGACCUGUGAUAGACAGCUGCAGGACGCCCAUCAGACAGAAUCGGAAUCUCUGCUUUCCUGUCGACACGGCCGCUACAGGAGAUGGGUAUACGAAGUUGUCAGACAUGCUCGAGGGAUUACCCCGCCGGGUGGAGGGGGGAUCAAAGUUGAAAGCAUUUUUAUUCUUCUCUGAUUCGGGCUGUCGCUGUGCCUGUGCGACACCUUGAAGGGCGACAGGAGCGUGUGGGUGUGAAAAGGAGCGAGUAUAAAGUAGGAGGGUUUAAAUGCGCUCUGAAACAUUUCAUCGUUGGACGCGGGCAGGACUGGAACCUCAGACCACUCAACUUUUCUUGUGCACACUGGACUAUGGCAUUGUUUUUUGACCAGUCGUUCGAUUUAGUUCAAAAAAUAACCGUGGACACGGAAAGAGAUUUUAUUUUCAACACAAACAUGGUCCAGUUCACAGACGUAACAACCAAGCAUACGCUGUCUUCUCCUGAACUCGAAAGAACUUUCCACGCUGAGGGGCAGAGAAAAAGGAAGAGGACGAUUUUCAGCCGCGCGCAACUGUCAGAACUGGAGCGCGCUUUCAUGAUUACGCCGUAUCCAGACAUCACGCUGCGCGAGAGACUGGCUGCGCUCACGCUGCUCCCAGAAAGCAAAAUUCAGGUGUGGUUCCAAAACAGACGGGCUCGCAGUAUGAAAAGCAAGAAGCUGACCACACCAGUAAGGAGGAGUCCAGGCAGGGAAGUGAGCUCUGGCUGUAUACCUGUGGCGUCCUUUCCAUCAACCAAUCUUGAUUUAAACCCAGAACAAAUUUCUGGCGUCCAAGAGCAAGCAACCGAGGCCAACAGAGGCCCGCGUCACCAUCAGCAAAGCCUUAGACGAGCUCUGAGUCCCUGGUCCCAAAAUCUUCCACCACCACCCUCUAUUUCCCCAGACCUGCCUGGAGUUCUGCAGUGGGGUAACAGACACCCUGAAACACCUGGAGCGUCAUCUUUCUACUGUCCAUCAGACAGGUUGCCUCAAUAUCCGUUCCAAAACCAGUCGAACAGUCUCUGGCAGAUUAACUGCUUUACAGCUCACCCUGAAGAUUUCUCUGGACAUCAGCUGAAAUCUUACUGUACUGCCAAUCAGGGCUUAUAUUCUUCCAUGUCUGUGGACCAUGCGAUUCCUACACAUCAAACCAGUUUGGAUGGAGCACUACAAAGACAGGCUUUGACACACUAUCCUCAGACCUCACUGGGAGAUAUUUCUGACCUCAUAUAUAAAGCAGCUGUAGUCACCAAUCUGGAUGACUGCUAAACUGUAUAUUUCAUUUAUUGUUACAUAAAUAUUAUUGUAAAAUAUUCUCUCUGGUGAACUGAUGUCAGUUUUAUGUCUCAAAUGGUACUUAUUUUUACAGUAUAGCUAAUAUGUGCGAAUGGAACAUGUUUCCUCUUCUUGCUAUUUUGCACAACUGCAAAUGUGAAGAGCUAGUUUAGGAUUGUCCAGUUUGAAUUAAUACAAAAUAUUUUGAUUUUGAACAAAUUUAAAUAAUGUUUUCAAUAUGUUUUUUUUUGUGUGUGUGUGUGUGUGUGGUGCCCUCUGUAUUCUCUUUAUCGAGAUGUUCACAUUGUGUGUAUUAAUAUUUAUGUAAAUAAAUCACUUGUCUAUUUAUUUAAGUUCACCUUUAACAAAUUAAUAGGUAUCUUUGCCAUAAAACAGUUCU
This is a messenger RNA of Megalobrama amblycephala (Wuchang bream), 1869 nucleotides long. It is a transcript of the gene sebox, whose product is annotated as SEBOX homeobox. The record is from RefSeq and is a predicted model, not a curated record. Gene Ontology annotation, molecular function: DNA binding. Lineage: Eukaryota; Metazoa; Chordata; Actinopteri; Cypriniformes; Xenocyprididae.